Molecule: messenger RNA, 842 nt
Organism: Camellia sinensis
Lineage: Eukaryota; Viridiplantae; Streptophyta; Magnoliopsida; Ericales; Theaceae
Product: 7-deoxyloganetin glucosyltransferase
Molecular function (GO): quercetin 7-O-glucosyltransferase activity; quercetin 3-O-glucosyltransferase activity
Source: RefSeq, a predicted model, not a curated record
CACUUGAAUUCCAUUGGAUCAAGCCUAUGGAAAGAAGAAACAGAGUGCCUUUCAUGGCUUGACCCGAAGCAACCCAACUCUGUCGUUUACAUCAACUUUGGCAGCAUUACUGUUAUGACAGCCCAACAGUUGAUUGAAUUCGCUUGGGGACUCGCUAAUAGCAGCCACACAUUCUUAUGGAUCAUUAGGCCUGAUCGGAUUGUUGGUGAGUUGGCAAUUCUUCUACCAGAUUUUGUGAGUGAAACUAAAGAAAGGAGUCUAUUAAGUUGUUGCCCUCAAGAACAAGUCCUCAAUCAUCCAUCAGUUGGAGGUUUCUUGACACACUGUGGGUGGAAUUCGACUCCUGAGAGUAUUUGCAGUGGGAUCCCUAUGUUGUGUUGGCCAUUCUUCGCGGAUCAACAGACAAAUUGUUGGUCAUGUUGCAGCCAAUGGGGUGCUAGGAUGGAGAUAAACAGCGAUGUUAAGAGAGAGGAAGUUGAGAGAAUGGUGAGAGAGUUGAUGGCUGGAGAGAGGGGGAAAGAGAUGAAAAGAAAGGUCAUGGAGUGGAAGAAGUUGGGUGAAGAGGCCACGACUUGUUCUAUUGGGUCAUCUUACUUGAAUUUUGAGAAGAUGGUCAGGUUUGUGCUUAUGUCUGCUGGUUCAAAUCAAAGUAGCACAUUUUCAUCUUACAAGCAAUUUCUGAAAUAAGUUGUUUCUUUUUUCUUUCUUUUUUUAAUUGUUUGGAAUAAUCUUGUACAAGUAUUGUCUUGACAGGGGUUAGGGAUGGAUUUGUAUUUUGAUUUCCAUUGUGUCUCAGAAUUGUAUUAUUAUGCUUUUUUAAUAAAGAACAUGUUCUUCUUGUA